Molecule: messenger RNA, 2010 nt
Organism: Coniosporium apollinis CBS 100218
Lineage: Eukaryota; Fungi; Ascomycota; Dothideomycetes
Product: trehalase
Exons: 2
Coding region: 1-2010 (669 amino acids)
Biological process (GO): trehalose catabolic process
Molecular function (GO): alpha,alpha-trehalase activity
Source: RefSeq, a predicted model, not a curated record
AUGGGUCCUACACGCCUCUUUCUCAUAGCUCUAGCUUCAACAGCUACGGCAUUGUACAUCAAUGGCAGUGUUGUGGCACCCUGUGACUCUCCAAUCUACUGUCAUGGAGAGAUCCUUCGUCAGAUCGAGCUUGCACGACCAUUUCAGGACUCGAAAACUUUCGUAGACCUACCUACAAUCCGGCCUCUUGAGGAAGUCAUUGCGGCCUUCAAUGACCUCCCUAAGCCUCUCAGCAACAACACUGAGCUGCAGGAGUUUUUGACAACAUACUUUGGCGAAGCAGGCUCCGAGAUUGCUCCAGUCCCGGAAGAUGAGCUGUCGACAAACGCUACCUUCCUCGAUCACGUGAACGAUACAGUGGUCCGAGACUUCGUAGCAGCCGUCGUAGACAUCUGGCCUAAUUUGACUCGCAAUUAUGUGGGCGCCUCUAACUGCUCUGGAUGCGUCGACUCUUUCAUUCCCUUGAACCGCACUUUUGUGGUUGCAGGAGGUCGCUUCAGGGAAGCGUACUACUGGGACUCAUUCUGGAUUAUUGAGGGUCUCUUACGUACUCAAGGCUCGUUUACGGAGAUUGCUCUCAAUAUCAUUGAGAACUUUCUCGACCUUGUUCGGGACAUUGGCUUUGUACCGAAUGGAGCUCGGAAGUACUAUCUCAAUCGAAGUCAGCCGCCGCUUUUAACGCAGAUGCUGUCUGUCUACAUGGACUAUGUCGGUAACGACACAAGCAUCCUGGAGCGGGCACUUCCGAUACUUGAGCAGGAGUACGCUUUUUGGACAAGAAACAGGAGUGUGACAGUCGAGACGCCCAAUGGCGCUUACACGCUCAAUCAUUACGCGGUGGAGAACACCCAACCUCGUCCAGAGUCGUACAGAGAGGACUAUGUCACCGCCAACAACCGCUCUUACUACGCAGAGUCCGGCAUCAUCUAUCCGGAGAACAAUCCUCUCAACGAGACUGAGCGUGCCGAGCUCUAUGCGAAUCUCGCCUCAGGCGCUGAGUCAGGCUGGGACUAUUCCUCACGCUGGCUUAGAACCCCAGCUGACGCCGCGAACGACGUAUACUUUCCCUUGCGCUCCUUGAACGUUAUCAACACCGUGCCCGUCGAUUUGAAUUCCAUCCUCUACAUGAACGAAAUCAGCCUUGCGACCUACAGCUCCAUGGUCGGCAACGAGUCCGCUGCCGCUCACUACAACGAGUUGGCAGCUAACCGCAGCGCCGCAAUGUACGCUCUGAUGUGGAACUCGACGUACAACAGCUACUUCGACUACAACCUAACCUCGUCGUCCCAAAACCGCUACACUGUCGCCGAUCCCGACGAGACGCCUUCCGAAGCCUCCGGCGCACCACCCGGCUAUCAGGUCGCAUUCAGCGCGGCGCAGUACUACCCCUUCUGGACUGGUGCCGCACCCGCCCACCUCAAGAACAAUCCGCUCGCCGUCCGGCUUGCCUACCAGCGCGUACAGGAUCUACUCGAGCAGAAAGCCGGCGGCAUCCCCGCCACGAACCUUAUAACCGGCGAACAGUGGGAUCAACCCAAUGUCUGGCCACCGCUUAUGUACAUCCUGAUCGACGGCCUACUCAACACGCCUCCCACGUUCGGGGCCGACGACCCGGACUAUGUCACCACGCAGCAGCUGGCGCUCGACCUCGCGCAGCGCUACCUGGACAGCACGUUCUGCACCUGGCGGCAGUCAGGCGGCGCCACGCCGGGGCUGGAGCCCGUCGAGGGCGUGCAGGGCGAGGGCAUCAUGUUUGAGAAGUAUGCGGAUAAUGAUACGUCAUCUGCAGGUGGUGGAGGCGAGUAUGAGGUAGUAGAGGGCUUUGGGUGGACCAAUGGGGUGCUCAUCUGGAUUGCAGAUCUCUUUGGCGCGAACUUGACGCAGCCGGACUGUGGGAACCUAGCACCGGUAAAUUCGACGCUUGAAGAGAAGAAAAAGAGGAGGAGUAGGAGGAGUGCGUUGGAGUUGCAUCCGGCGGACGCGAGGUUUGUGAAGAAGUGGGCCAAGUAG